Arabidopsis arenosa is the source of this 1657-nucleotide messenger RNA. The record is from the annotation of a GenBank genome assembly. Lineage: Eukaryota; Viridiplantae; Streptophyta; Magnoliopsida; Brassicales; Brassicaceae.
AGUCUAUAUAUCUAAAUAAUUAUAUGUUUUUCUUUCUCGCUUUUGUAGCUGUGGUGUGAUGGUCAUGAGAUCAAAAAAGUUCCGAGAUGGGAGAAUAUGGAUAGAGAUAUUUUAGCCAAGAUUUUCGAGAAGCUCAAUGUGGUGGAUAUUACCAUGGGAGCAUCACGCGUCUGCGUCACUUGGUUCCUUGUCGCUCACCAAAAAUCUCUAUGGAAAACCAUCAACCUCGCCAAUUCCCGACUUGUCGACUUCAAGCAUCCUCGAGUACAAAACUUGCGGUUGGACUCCCAAAACGUAAUAGAAGGUUUACACAAUCUAAGGAGGGUUUUGUUUGAAAUUACCAAAUUCAGCGGUACCGUCCCGACCAAUUUGUUCUUCAACUUCUAUUCCUUCAUAGAAGAUGAGGAUCUCAUUAUUGCUUCUGAGAGGAUGCCAAAUAUCAGAAAACUUGUCUUAUCUCAGUGGUGCACUAUAAUUUUAGUUGCGAUGGAGAUAUCAGACGGUCUUAAGGGGCUACUUGAAAAUUCGCCAUCUACGACAAAUUCGACUACUUGUCUUCCGAGGAAUUACAUUGUUCAAAGAUAUGAACAAUUUGCAAGUUGUAAAGUGAUGGAGAAGGUAGACAGGUCAGGAGAAGUUUCAAAAUGGGAAACUUUACACAGAGACAUACUCGCCAUUAUUUUCGAUAAGCUCGACAUGAUGGACAUUACUAUGGGAGUUUCACGCGUAUGUACUUCUUGGUUCCUUGCUUCUCACAACAAAACUCUGUGGCACACCGUCGAUCUCUCCAAGCUCCAACAAUUGGACUUCUCCUAUUUUGUCCAGUAUAAGGAUCGAGUUCGACCAAUCAUCUUCUACGAGCACCGGGUUGACGAAGAAGUAGCAGAGGGCCUAAACCUUAGGAGUCUUUAUAUUAAAAUCAGCAACUUCUUUUUUGACUUUAGUGUAUUACGCCUAACUCUCAGGGAUCUACUGGUUGAGAUCACCAAGCUGAGCCGCAUGAACCCGAAGAAUUUGUUCUUUCACUUCAAUUCCUAUGUACAAACAGAGGAUCUCAUGUUCGCUGCUGAGAGGAUGCCAAACAUAGAGAAGCUUGUUUUACCGGUCUGGUGCUAUAAAACCGAGGAGUCAUUUCAGUUUGUGUUCAGUCGAUGGAAGAAUCUUAAAACACUAAUCAUCGCGCAAGAUUAUCAGCUUCGCACCGGGACAUUCGACUUUCGAACCGUGGGAGAAAACUGCAGUAACCUUACAAACUUCAAAUAUUUGGGUUAUUUGCAAAACGCCAAUGUUGAGAAAAUCGUGAUGUACCUCCCGAACCUCAAGAGGUUGAGUUUGCGAUGCUCUUUCAUCAGGACUACAGGACUUAUUUCGCUAAUCACAGGCCUCCAAAACCUCACGGUUCUUAAUCUCUCACAUUGCAUAUACUUGGGUAUGGUUCCUGACACGGUGCCUGAUGACUAUUUUGUACAAGCCCCUAUUCAGAAGCUUGAAAAAUUCAUCACAUGUACUCAAGAUUGCAGGAUUUGCAAAAAUCAACGUCGCUACUCCUGGUCGUAUCUCUCUGAGGAUUGGCAGAAUGAUGAGAUAAAGGAAUUUGAAUUCUGAAAUAUUGAAAAGCUUUGUUUGUUGUUUCGAACGAAUGAUAAGCUAAAAUGUU